This is a messenger RNA of Amaranthus tricolor (Joseph's coat), 771 nucleotides long. RefSeq lists its product as uncharacterized. The record is from RefSeq and is a predicted model, not a curated record. The coding region runs from base 1 to 771 and encodes 256 amino acids. NCBI's taxonomy places the organism in Eukaryota, Viridiplantae, Streptophyta, Magnoliopsida, Caryophyllales, Amaranthaceae. The transcript is spliced from 2 exons.
AUGGGUCAUCGAGUAGUCCCUCCUUGUGGCCAAUUUGAUAUUGUUUCUAAUUUGAGGGUCACGGAGCUGAUUGACUUCAAUAAUGCAAUGUGGGACGCCGAUGCUCUUGCUCAAUACUUUGACACGAAUACUGCUGUGGCAAUUCUCACAAUGCCUCUUUCUAGUCAAUGGCCUACCGACAAGCUAUACUGGUUUCUAAACAAGAGUGGUGUUUUCUCCAUGAAGAGUGGAUAUUGGUUGGCUCUCCUUGGCCACAAUACCGAGGCCGACAGCUUCGAAUCAGUAGAGAUAGAAAAACUGUGGCGAUUAGUAUGGAAUGUUUUGGAUCUCCCCAAACUCUGUCAAUUCCUAUGGAGACUAUGUAAGGGUUCUUUGGCUUCAAAGGCUGUGUUAUAUAAUAGAUAUUGUGUGCUCUCCUCUACUUGUGAUAGAUGUGGUAAUGACAACGAAACCGUUUUCCAUUCUCUGUAUGAUUGCCCCAAAGCCAUGAUAAUAUGGGAAAAACAUGCUGCUCACUCCCUCCUGGUUGAUGCCCCCCGUGAGUCCUUUCCUGAGUUCUUCUCUUGGAUCCAUGGGCAUACAACAAAUGAGGAAUUUGCUUCCAUCUGUGCGACGCUCUGGGCUGCCUGGUUCUACCGCCACAAACAGGUGUUUGAGGGUGAUGAUGGAGAUCCUGUGAAGCUGGCAACUAAUUUCAACCGAUUGGUGACUAAGUAUAAUGUGUUUUCUUCGAAGAUUUUUAGGGCUAAGGAUGAUGAGGACUCUGAUUGA